UUCCCAUGCAAACAGUCAAAAGUCUGCUUAUGGAUAGGUAAUCCACAUUCUACGAUCUUUUUCUUUCCUUUCCUUUGCAGAGAAUCAACACUUUCCUUUGAUAGAAUAUUCCUUUGCACACCUUGUUGACCAGUAGACAUGUUAUGUGAUUCCCCUUCUUGCCCAAUUAGGGCCUUAAAUCUUGAGCCGGAUUUUCUAGACGUUGAUGGCGAUUCUGUAGGACUUUCCUUCUUUUGAUUUCUGCGAGGUCUAUGUUGGGCAUGGAUCCAGGGACCAUAUUGACCCGACCAGUCAGUUGCAAGCGAGACCUCCAAUGUCUCUCCAUGGCGGUUAGCCAUAUUUUCCUCCAUACUCCUUUUGUUAGGGCACAUGACUUGACUAUGUCCAACAAUUCCACAUUCAAAACACACUUGAGCCCCAGUUGUAUGUGCUUGAAGUACUUCAGAGACGGGACUGGGUCCCUUCAGAUCAAUGUUAUCACGAUUUCCACAGGCAUCUUCCUGAACCAUGGGCUGAACUUCUGCAAAAUAGAAUCAAGAACAUGUCCGACAAAGGGGUCUUCAUUAACAGCUUGUGGCACAUUACAGUAUCCUGGAAAUCCAAGAAACUGUAAUCUUUCAGAUUCUGUCAGUUUUGAAAAUCCAAAUGAACCCGUCCAUGUGUUUAAAACGCUAGGAACAGCAGCUAAAAUCAGUCUCUGGACUCCUAAUUUCUUCAGCUUCUGAAAGAAGAAAAACAAUUGAAAAGAACAUAUAGUGAUGAGAAAAAAUUUCAGCCCAUGAGAAUAUCUUCUUCAUUCUCCCUGAGAUAAGAGUAGAAUCUACAGGUUACCUUUUCAAGCACAUUCAUUAGUAUGCCACACAUUCCAAGUCGACGGUACUGAACUCUAGUGCCAACAAGUGGUAUUUCUGCCACCUUCUCUCCAUAGACCCUUGAACAAGAAAAAAGAUUUUCAGAUCCCCAUAUUGUCUAAAGUAGGACAUGUAUAAUAAUAUCUAAUUAACAAAAAUAUACCUAACUGUAGCCACUGUAAUAAAUUCAUCAUCCUUCUGCAGAAGAACUGUAUAGAAUCCUCGAAAAUUCAGACGGUUGAGUUCUGACCUGCAAAAGCCAAAAUGACAACUGAAAGGUUCAGUACCCGUUCUCUAGUUCUUAUGGAGAAACUGAUAAACAAAGUACCUAAAUGUAUACAAGUAUUAGUUAAAUAUAUAGCAUAAUAGAGAAUCAAGACCUGCCAAGCUCAAUCAUUUGACAUUUGAACUUCAAAAGAAGGAAAAUUUUAAGCUCUGCAUGCCAUUAUUUUCCAACCAGAAAAGGAAUUUAGCCAUUCAGAUUUUGUUUAAUAAGAGUUUCUUACCUUUUUCUG
Molecule: messenger RNA, 1366 nt
Organism: Ricinus communis (castor bean)
Lineage: Eukaryota; Viridiplantae; Streptophyta; Magnoliopsida; Malpighiales; Euphorbiaceae
Exons: 3
Coding region: 252-725 (157 amino acids)
Source: RefSeq, a predicted model, not a curated record